UAUGGUGAAACUUCUUUUGACGCUCAGACACAAACUCAACAGAGACUGAAUUAUUCUGAUGGCAGGAUGCUGCUGCAGCCUCUUUGGACCUUCCUCGUGGGACACUCCUCCCUCCUUCACUCGCCUUUCUUCCCCGUCCUCUUCUCCCUCUCCGUCUACCUGUCCUUCUGCCUGCCCUUCCUGCUGUUGGACCUGCUGUCCUCCAGGUGGGCCCUGGUGCGCAGGUACAAGCUACAACCUCAGAGCUCCAUUAGCUGGGCCUCAGUGCGGAGCUGCCUGGCUCUGACGCUCUACAACCACAUGGUCUUCAUCUUCCCGCUGACCGUGAUGCACUGGUACCUGAGGCCCGUCCACCUGCCUGAGGAGGCCCCGGCCCUCCCCCGGCUGCUGGCUCAGGUGCUGGUCUGCCUGCUGCUCUUUGACUUCCAGAGCUUCGUCUGGCACCUGCUGCACCACAGAGUGCCGUGGCUGUACCGCAACUUCCACAAGUUGCAUCACUCCUACACCUCCACCUCCGCCCUCACCGCCGAGUACUCCGGCGCAUGGGAGACUCUCAGCCUGGGGUUCUUCGCUGCUGCCAACCCCAUCCUGCUGGGCUGCCACCCCCUCACCGAGCUGGCCUUCUUCAUGGUGAACAUCUGGCUGUCGGUGGAGGACCACUGCGGCUACGACCUGCCCUGGGCCACCCACCGUCUGGUGCCACUGGGGCUGUACGGAGGGGCCCGCCACCAUGACCUCCAUCAUCUCAAGUCCAAAUGCAACUAUGCCCCCUACUUCACCCACUGGGACCGGCUGGCUGGAACGCUGUGCACAGAGGACUGAACGACUGAUGAUGGAGAGUUUCUGAACUGAUGUAACAGAGUACUGCGGGCAGCUGCUUCGUGUUUACAAAUCCUCACCUCAUGUUUUACAUUAAAAUAUUGAGGUGUAAAAGUGCUGGACACUACAUUUAUUUACUGUCUAUGCUCAUAUCUACUCUUUGUAUUCACAUAUUUAUUUAUUAACAUUUAAUUUAUUUAACCAGGACUGAUUAAUUUAUGCAAACUGUGGAACUGUUAACACUGAAGAAUAUUUUUGUAAAAUCAUUUUCAGUACAAAUCAACAGAAUAACAGAUAAAAUAGAGAGUUUUGCAGUGUUAAAGGCAUUAAUUUCAUGUUUUUUGAUUAUGUUCACGUGCAGCUAAGUUGCAUUAAGGUUAAAGGUCAUCUUUAACUAAACAGAAAAAUGUUCAUAUUGAACAAGUCUGAUGAAUGUUGACCGCCACAGUUUUUAUUUAACUUGUUGUUAAAUAUUGAAGUAUUGCAGUUAUAACUAUAAGCUGAAGUUCUAAAGAUUUAGUUCAAGUAUUUUGGAGUGAGAGAAAGUGACUGAUUUAUUGAAGAUGGACUAGAGAAAGUGAACUGAGUGAAGUGUGAAAGUGCAGACUGUGAAGUGAAGCUGGUUGAAACGAUGAGGAGAGAGAGGAAGAUACUGAAUGUUUUUAGAUGUUUGUGUUAAAAUGAAACGUGAGCAGAAGGUUGUGAAGGUAAAGACUGAAAAUGUGAACAAUGACUGAAAUGUGAAAACAGUAUUUCUGUGAAGUGAUUUGAGAAUAAACUGAACAAAAACAAA
Lates calcarifer (barramundi perch) is the source of this 1612-nucleotide messenger RNA. RefSeq names its product cholesterol 25-hydroxylase (gene ch25h). Gene Ontology annotation, biological process: sterol biosynthetic process; cholesterol metabolic process. Gene Ontology annotation, molecular function: iron ion binding; steroid hydroxylase activity; C-4 methylsterol oxidase activity. The transcript has 2 exons. The coding region runs from base 67 to 822 and encodes 251 amino acids. The record is from RefSeq and is a predicted model, not a curated record. Lineage: Eukaryota; Metazoa; Chordata; Actinopteri; Centropomidae.